Molecule: messenger RNA, 2298 nt
Organism: Armigeres subalbatus
Lineage: Eukaryota; Metazoa; Arthropoda; Insecta; Diptera; Culicidae
Product: mucin-2-like
Exons: 4
Coding region: 1-2298 (765 amino acids)
Source: RefSeq, a predicted model, not a curated record
AUGCCUCGUUGCUACAUCGUCAAGAAGCAAAUAGCCGUCCCGCCCCCGCCAACGUCCGUGUCCGUUAUAGCAGCCGGCGGUGCUGGCGGUGGGGUUAUUCCCUACGGACGGCUCACUACUAAUGGCGUUCCCGUCGCCAUCCAUCCACCCCAACAGCAGCAGCAGCAGCAUUUCGGAGGCAGCAGCCAGAUUACGAUUAUCGGCGGGGGUGGGGGUGGCAUCGGAACCAGUGCAACGGAAGUGGGUAAUGUGAUUGUGAAGCACACCAGCAGCAGCGGCGCUGGCAAUGGCACAGCAACUGCAGCAGUGGUCCCAGGGGGAGUGAUCUGUAGCCCCACCCCGGCUGGACCACCCGGCACCGGAAAUGUGAUUAUAUUGAACAACGUAAGUGUGAUCAGCAGCAGUGGCGGUGGCUCGGGGCCACUGGGAAGUGUGAUUAGCGCUGGUCCGGUCACCGCUGCCAGAGGAGGGAUGGGAAUGGGUGGCAGUACGGCCACGGGCGGAGUGAUACAACGAAUAGUGGAUGAUGCGGCAGGGCCAACCGGGCCGACCAGCCCUACGGAGGCUUGUGUGGCGCCGAUCUAUUACACCAAUUUGAGCACGGAAAAUCAGAAUGGCAGCCUCGGGCUUCGGACGCCCAACCGGCGCAACAUGACAUCAGGCAUUGUGUACGGUUUUCCGCCGGCGGCAUCCUUGCAGCCUCUCGCUGGAUCGGUCGGUCCUAGGCCCUGUUCACCUGUUCCCAAAUUCCUGCACCUGUCUCCAGCCCACCCCACCCUGUUCCUGUUCACCCAGUUCCAGCACCUGUCCUGUUCCUCAGCCCCUGUUCCUGUUCCACCCACUCCUGUUCCCACCCUGUUCACCCACCUCACUCCCAGUUCCACCCCACCUGUUCAGCCCUGUUCCACCCCUGUUCCAGCUGUUCCCACCCCAGCCCACCCCAGCCUCACCCCUGUUCCACCCCUGUUCCCCACCAGCCUCCCAGCCUCCACCUGUUCUGUUCCUGUUCACCCCUGCCACCUCAGCCCCACUCACCCCACUCCAGCCCUGUUCCCAGCCUCAGCCCCACCUGUUCCCAGCCCCAGCCUCCCCAGCCCCAGCCCUGUUCCCACUCCCCACCUGUUCCUGAAAUUCACCCAGUCUCCCUGUUCCACCUGUUCCCACCCUGACCUGUUCCCACCACUGCUCCCAGCCCCACCAGCCCUGUUCCCACCACCCCAGCCCCACCACCUGUUCAGCCCCACCCCAGUUCCACCCACCCCACCCCACCACUGUUCCCCUGUUCCACCCCCUGUUCCACCCCAGCUCCCCAGUUCCUGUUCCAUCCCUGUUCCAGCUCCCACCAGCCCUGUUCACUCCACCUGUCUCCUGUUCCCACCCUGUCUGUUCUGUUCCACCCAGUCUCCACCCUGUUCCUGUUCCUGUUCCACUCCCUGUUCCCAGCCCCCAGUUCCCACCCCACUCCCACCCACCCCUGCUCCACCUCCAGUUCCUGUCUGUUCCACCUCCUGUUCCUGUUCCCAGCCCAGCCUCAGCCCUGUUCCACCUGUUCCCAGCCCCAGCCCCCACCCAGCCCUGUUCACCAGCCUCCACCCCCAGCCUGUUCCAGCUCCAGCCCCACCCCAGCUCCCACUCACCCCAGCUCCACCUCAGCCCACUCCCAGCCCCUGUUCCCCAGCUGCACCCCCUGUUCCUGUUCCCCUGUUCCAGUUCACCACCUGUUCCCAGCCCACCCUGUUCACCCCUGUUCACCCCACCUCCAGCCCACCUGUUCACCUGUUCUGUCUCCCAGCUCCCUGUUCCACCCCAGUUCCAGCAGCUGUUCCCACCUGUUCCCACCCACCUGUUCCCACCCUGCCCCACCCCACCAGCCCUGUUCCACCCAGCCCCACCCCUGUUCCCACCUGUUCAGCUCCACCUGUUCCUCACCCCACCUGUUCCUGUUCCACCAGCUCCCACCUGUUCCACCUGUUCCCACCCCCCCACCCCACCCAGCCCCUGUUCCCAGCCCCCACCUCCAGUUCCUGUUCCCAGCCCCUGUUCCCAGCCCUGUUCCCACCCACCCCACCCCUGUUCAGCUCCCUGUUCAGCCCCUGUUCCCACCUGCCUCCCAGCCCCACCCCCAGCCUCAGCUCCCAGCUCCCACCCCAGCCUCACUCCCAGCCCAGCCUCCCAGCCUCCCACCCCAGCCUCAGCCUCAGUUCCUGUUCCCAGCCCACUCCCAGCCCACCAGCCUCACUGUUCCCAGCUCCCACCCAGCCUCCACCUCAGCCUCAGUUUAGCUUUGCUUUACUUUAG